Naumovozyma castellii is the source of this 2001-nucleotide messenger RNA. RefSeq lists its product as uncharacterized. Lineage: Eukaryota; Fungi; Ascomycota; Saccharomycetes; Saccharomycetales; Saccharomycetaceae. The record is from RefSeq and is a predicted model, not a curated record. The transcript has a single exon. The coding region runs from base 1 to 2001 and encodes 666 amino acids.
AUGCCCUCCAUAUUAUCCAAAGAGUUUUUCCAAUCCAAAAGAAAGCUGAGAGAGAAACUAAACGACUUCUCCGCCGCCACACAGCUGGAAAGGUCCAUCGAGAACUCGAGAGAACCCAACCACAACAAAGCAAAAGAACCGUCUCCGAGCCCCAUCGACAACCAACACGAGAAUCUACAUAUUCAAUUCGAGAAGGAUGUUUCACAUCCGAAACAUGAACAAAGGGGGAGAAGCGAGGCUAAAAAUAAUAUUAACGAAGAUGAUGGAAAGAGACCCUCUGCGAAAAAAUCAUUCAGUUCCAAAUCCAUAUUGAGCUUCUUGGGGAAGAACUCAGAAGCAGCCACAGAAUCUAAAUCUAAAUCUAGGUCAAGAUCAAGAUCAAGGGGCAGAUCCAAGAUAAGAGCCUUGAGAAAUAAUGAAAGAAGCCCUUCUAGGUCCCGGUCAAGAUCCAAAUCAGAACAUGGAAUGAGUUUGUCUACAGUAUCUUCCAAUAUUACACAAUCGACAUUCCAAUCGCACUCUGAAAGCACUUUCACAGAUUCAUUCUCCAGAUCAGAUUCAUCCACUUCUCUUGUGGAAUUGAAACGGUUCUUCAAGAGACCACAGUUACCCAAACCAAAGUCAUUUAGAGUCGAGCCAUCAUCACCACCACCAACCAAUGAAGAGCCAUUGUCAUCGCUAAAUGAUCAGUUCAAGGCGUUACUACGUCCUCCCUUGAGACCAUCCCGCUCACAACCAACAAUGAUCUCUUGGGAUACGGGCAUUGUAAUCCAUCACGAUCCAGCGCAAAUCACAAGAAAAUAUGGUCAUGUCACCCAGAAAUUGGGGUCAGGUGCCAAUGGCUGUGUGGUGCAAUUACAAAAUCACUCCAAUGACAAACGAUUCGCCAUGAAGACAUUUAAACCCAAUCCAAACGGUGAAACAACAAAACAAUAUCAAAAGCGUUGCAUCAAAGAAUUUAUACUCAGUUCCCAUCUAUCCCAUCCAAACAUUAUUGAAACUUUGGAUAUAUUUUACAACCCAUCGGGACAGAUUUCGGAAAUAAUGGAAUGGUGCCCUCACGAUUUCUUCAAUAUCGUCAUGUCUAGGACUCACCUCCUCACCAGAAGAGAAACAUUCUGUUAUUUCAAACAAUUAUGCAAUGGGGUCAGAUACUUACAUACGCUUGGUAUUGCCCAUCGUGAUCUGAAAUUAGAUAACUGUGUCAUCACAUAUAAUGGGAUCUUGAAAUUAAUAGAUUUCGGUAGUGCUACUAUUUUCCAACUAAAUAAAUCGACCGAGGAAAAGCCUGAAUUGAUUCCCUCCCGAGGUAUAGUAGGAAGUGAUCCCUAUUUGGCACCAGAGGUAUUGUUAUCUAAGGAAAUUCCAUACGAUGCUUCAUUAGCCGAUGUUUGGUCCCUAGGAAUAAUAUUUUGUGCUAUAAUGUUGAAACGAUUUCCCUGGAGGAUACCAUUAGCAUCUAAGGACCAUAAUUAUGAACUGUAUAGUAAACCAGAUUUGGAACCACACGAUUAUGUCCAAUCAGCCAAGGUACACGAAAAAUUAUUGAAAGAGAAAAGAGCACUAAGGAAGAAGUUACAACGUAAAAAUAAGGAGGUGACCAUGUCUGAUUUUGAGCAAGAUAUGAUUGUGGAGGAAUUAGUACUCCCCACUUUGAGACAAAGUGAAAGUUCGGUAAAGUCUAUGCCACUGGAGGAAGAUAAAAGAAUUACCAUAUCGGAUAAGAAAAAAUUAAGAUAUGGAAAAUACAGACUAAUGAGGAAGUUGCCGCAUGUUUCCAGACCCAUUAUGUCGCAGAUACUAGAAAUUGAUUCUUUUAAGAGAGCCACAGUGAACGAUUUGUUUAAAGAUGAAUGGUUUAAGAACAUCCCUUAUUGUAAAGUAGACACCAUCGAUGGACGAUACAUUAGAGCAGCCGGCCACAGGCAUAUCUUGCCAAAUCACCCAACAACUACAACAGCAAUCGAAGACUCAGAUGCAGAGAAAGCAUCUGGCUUAUAG